GUUAAAGUUGGUCGUGUAUAUUUACAUAAAGCUGCCUCUCAAAUUUACAUAUUGCGUCUUAUUAAUAAUUCAUAUAAAAUAUAAAGAAAACAUUGAUAUAGCUUUGAAAUCUUGUGUUAUAUUACUACAAAUGCCGCGAAAAAAAAAUAUUGUAUGUUUGAACGUGUCGCUAUUUAGUAAAAUACCGCGUUUGAUUUGUUAUAGAAUAUAACUGCGUUGGAUGAAAUAUUAAACGAGGCGAACAGAGAACUGAUUAAUAUUGCCCGUAAAGACGAGCCAUCCGUGCUAAGGAAUGGAACAUACGCAGGAUUAAGUCAGUCAAACUGGAUGACAGAAGUGGUAAAUGAGCUCUCGACGAGGUGUCCUAAUGUUGCAAAAAUAUUGUCAAGUUUGCUCGAUUGUUCUAUUUUGGAUGCAGGAAAUAAACUACCGCCAAUUUCCCUAAUUUACGGCAUUAUCAUGUUUGUGAGAUGUCAUCACUUGAGCCGCAUUCAAAGAAUCAACACCAUUCUUCUGACAGAAGGGAAAGCAACUAAAAAGGUAUGUUCUUUUAAAUCCAUAUUUAUAAUUUGAAGUUUGUUUGAUUAAUAGUUAGCACAAUAGUCAAUACCGCAAGGUUUUUAACUUUUUGUAGGUUUGAUUAUUUAGAUCUUUGAAUUUCUAACUGUGCUGUUACUAUUAAAACAUAGACAAAUUGUCAUGCAUAAUGCAUUCCUUUUAUUCAGCUUAUGUUCACAAUAGAAGUGAUUAUUAUGAAUGCUAUUUGUUAUUACUGUUGUGUUAAUCAAGCUACAACUAUCAUACUUAUAUUGGUAAACCUUGUAUUAUUUUGAUGUUUAUCCUCUGAAACUUUGAAAAAAUGCAUUUGAAUUUUAGCUGAAAUUUUUUUAAUUACCAGGUAGUGAAAAUAUUUAUUACGAUUCAUGCCAUCAGGGAUACAUAUUUAUACAUGUUAAUCUACUUACUUUUAGUUGAUUGAUCGAUUCAACAAAUAUGGGCUCUGUUUGAGUUUUUCUAACAAAUAUGUUGUGCUUGACGAUAUUGGGAAACAUUUUUUGGAUCGUGCUGUCGAGUUGGUCAAAUCUGGGAUGAAAUUUGUCUAUGUGGUUGAUAACAUAGAUUGGGAAGAGAAAGUGCAUGACAUGAGAGCAGACCAUCAAAACAAGAGUGUGCAUGCAUGUGCAACUAGCAUGGUGUUCAACAGAGUGCCAAGUGACCACUUACCUGACAAUGGUCCACAGAAAGAUAUCGCAACUUGCAAUUUUCGUGAAAUUGUUUCAUUGUCAGAUGCAGAAAUGACAACAAUUCGGAAUCGGUAUAAAGUAUUCAUUGCGAGAAUCCUGGUUCAAAAGUUCACUGAACUAUUUGGUUUAAAGUCCUACAUUCCAGAGGAUCUUGUACUUCAUGAAAAUUCUGAGAAGACAGCUUUGAAAUCCGAAAUUAUGACCCUUCCAGUUCUCAUGAAGGAUGAAAAAAAGUACAGUGACUGUGUGGAUGUUUUGGAUCAAUUGGAGCAAUGGACAGAGGAUGUGUGCAAAGCUAGUGGCAUAUACAACUUUGAUCAAUCUCCAUCUACAGCUUCCCAUCCUAUUGUUCAGGUGCCCACACGCCCAGAUCAACCACGAUCACAUAUCCCACCAGUUGGUUCCCAAACUGAUCCUUUAGAAGGUGUGAAAAUUCCCUGUUUUGGUGAUGAGUUGACCCGAGUAAGGUUUGCUGGAGCACGAGAUCUUCGCUCUGGAUGCCAUACACCCAAACAACGACUGGAUCAUUUGUACCCGUAUCGCAUUGUUGGAUGGCAUGCUAAAAGAAGUUUCUUAAAGUCUGUCUUCAAAAGACUCUACAAGAACUCUGGAAGAGAAGCAGGUACCAUUAGAUACUUCCGAGAGGUACUCAACAGGAGAAAUGUUACAGUCGAUAUAAAACAUUAUGAAGACUGUGAGCAGCUGUUCAUGAGUGUUGGCAAUUGCUAUCUUGUUGAAGCAUUGCUAGAGUUCUUCAAGAUGGAAAAUGUAAACGAUUCUCCAAAGGAAAAUAAUCCAUUGCCUGAUCAAGAGGAUUUGAGUGAAGAAGAAAAAAAAACCCACCUAAUGACUGUCUUAGACAAGUUCUUGGAUGAGUAUGUUUUCCAAGACACUUCAUGCAGCGAUGUUGACAGUUUAGAGGAAAAUAUCUCAGACAACAACUCAUCAGAUGGCAUUUUUAAUUAUUCUGUCAAUCUUCUUCGAUCCUUCAUGGUUCUAUUUGAUUGCAAAGAUGCAGUGGCAUAUGGGAAUGGAGAACAUUUGGCAUUAAUCCAGAAACAGAUGUUGUAUUACUUCUCAUCUGUUUCUGGAUUUAAUGUAUAUGCAAUUGAAAUGCUAGUUACCACCAUCCAGAAUGAAGUUUUACUCUCACCUGCUGAGUCACAUCUGUGUAAAUGGGCUGCACUAGUCAACUGGAAAGGAGGUGGUGGUAAAAACAUUGAAAUAGACCUGUUGCAAGAGAACCGGAACAGGGACAUGAAGGGGCUAAUUAGUUUGAUGGGAGCAAACAAGACAGAGAAGGCCAUCGAAAGGAUGAGCAAGGCAGCUGGAGGAAUCCGUAAGAUUGUAGAUGUUUUUGAAAACCAAGCUUCCAUUAAACAAAAAUCAUCAGCUCACUCGCACAAGUCCUCAUUGGAAGAUGAAAAAAAAGUUCUUGCUGAUUUGCGCAAAUUGAAGCCAUUUUCGUAUGUUCAAGGAAGAUCACAUACAACAUUUGCUGGAAUUUCAUCAAACCCACUUUGUGCUUUUGAUGAAGAAAAGUUUCUGAAUGGUUGA
Molecule: messenger RNA, 2801 nt
Organism: Dendronephthya gigantea
Lineage: Eukaryota; Metazoa; Cnidaria; Anthozoa; Malacalcyonacea; Nephtheidae
Exons: 2
Coding region: 1089-2801 (570 amino acids)
Source: RefSeq, a predicted model, not a curated record